This is a messenger RNA of Diospyros lotus (date-plum), 800 nucleotides long. Its product is annotated as cysteine proteinase inhibitor B-like. Lineage: Eukaryota; Viridiplantae; Streptophyta; Magnoliopsida; Ericales; Ebenaceae. Gene Ontology annotation, molecular function: cysteine-type endopeptidase inhibitor activity. The transcript has a single exon. The record is from RefSeq and is a predicted model, not a curated record. Bases 203 to 604 code for a protein of 133 amino acids.
AGUGGCCCACCUUUUUUGAAAACGCGGCACGCCGUAUGGAUUGCCACCCUCUCCCAUUACGUGUCAAUCUCUCUCUCUCUCUCUCUCUAUCGCUCUAUACGUGUAUAUAUAUAUAUAUAGAGAUAGACAGAUUAACAUUUAUACACCUCCAACAUCCUUAUUCAUCCAACAGUUUCACAGAUUUGGACCUCACCGACCUGCUAUGAAGUUGGUUCGAGCGUCGAUUCUUCUGCUCUGCGUCGCCGUCGUUGUGGCCGCGACUUCAUUGACGCCGGCGGCGGGGGGGAAGGUGGGGGGCAGGACGAAGGUGCAUGAUGUGAAGAAGAACGAGGAGAUUCAGCAGCUCGGGAGGUACUCGGUGCAGCAGUACAACCUCAGCCGCCAGAAGAAGACCAGGGGCAGCAGCGGAGGCCCGCUGGAGUUCAAGGAGGUGGUGGAGGCGGAAACCCAGGUGGUGUCCGGAAUUAAAUACUAUCUGAAGAUCGCCGCCACCGACAGCCGAGAUGGGUCCCGGAAGAUGUUCGACGCGGAGGUCGUGGUGAAGGCCUGGCUUCACUCGAAGCAGCUCCUCAACUUCGCCCCUUCUCCGGCGGGGAGGAUUUGAAUGGACGGCCUCCGGUUUAAGCUGUUCUGUUAAUUACUAUAAUUAUAUAAUAAGCAUAAUCAUUUCGGAAGAUCAUAUCUGUGUAUCACUUUCUCUGGGAAUUCUGUGUGUUGUGGCCAUAUCCGAGGUGUUCUGUUUGAGUUAGCAUGCAUAAGGAUUUUGAUUAAAUUAAUGAUAAAGUUGCAGUUCCUAUUCA